GGCAAGCAGCAUAGGCAGUCUAAGCUCCUCAAAGUUCCAGUUGAUCCCCAACAAACCUUCCUCUGACACCACAGAACCUUCAAAUCUCCAAAUACGGAUUCUACACAUUUCCAAAAACCGGGGCUAGUUAAGAAGAGCAUGUGACAAGGUGUCCUCAUCCCCUUCUGUGUCUCUGUUGUCUCCAGCUGUCCUGACCUGUCGUUCUGGAACACUACUGAACUCUAGGAUUACCUGUGCAACGAAAACAUUUGGGACACUACAGGAGGAAAAGAAGCCAUAAAUCCUAGUCAAAAUUCCCCCUCCAGAAUUCACUGUCGCAGCCUGCAGGUCUCACUCACCGCAUCGCUGACGUAUCUGACCCUGUGAUGGAAACAGUUGAGGCAGAUUACAUGCAAACAGGAGCUGAUGACGUAGUAGAUGAGGAGGAAGCUGCCAUCGCCAUGGCUAUAAGCAACACAGCAGAAGCGGGGAGAGAAGAAAGAGGUGCCAUGGCAAUCGGUGAUGCUCUAAUCGAAGAAACAAGUGCCACACUCAUGCCAAAUAGUGACUCUGCAGAAAUGCCAAUCAGUGGAGCCACAGUGGCACAGACCCUAAUUGAUGGGGCUACAAUGACGCCAAGCAGUGGUGCAAGACAAAUACUAAUUGAUGGAGAGAUGGAAUUACUAAGCAAUAGUGCCACAGCAACACCAACCAUUACUGAUAUAGAUAUACCAGCUGGUAGUGCCACAGCCAUGCCAGUAGAUGGAGAGAUGGAAUUGCCAAGACGUAACGCCACAGCAACACCAGCCAUGCCAGCUGGUGGUGCCACAGCCAUGCCAGCUGAUAGAGAGAUGGAAUUACCAAGCAAUAGCGUCACAGCAACACCAACCUUCACUGCUACGACCAUGCCAGCUGGUGGUGCCACAGCCAUGCCAGUUGAUAGAGAGAUGGAAUUUCCAAGCAAUAUUGCCACUGCGACACCGACCACUGGUGCCACCGCAAUGAUGUUCAGUAUCGGCAUGGACUAUGAACCCUCUACCCCUGAUGUGGAUCUGUGUAAGGUCUGCGGGCAGCGUCACUUGCUGGACGAAAACCAUGAGUACAACUACAAAGAAGAGGUGGAUGAUGAGCUCACAUGCCACAUCUGCCUGCAGCCCCUAAUCUCCCCACUGGACACACCAUGUGGACAUACCUACUGCCAGGAGUGCCUAACCAACUUCCUAGUGGAGAGUGAUUUCUGCCCAGUGGACCGUGUGCCCAUCCUGCUACAGAACUGCCGCAAGUCCAACGUUCUUGUGCACAAGUUGCUGGACAAGCUCACCGUGUCCUGCCCUUUCAGUGAGCACUGUUCUGAGACCAUGUCGAGGGGAGACCUGCAGGGACACAUUCUGAGAAGGUGUAAAGGAGCUUCACAUUAUGGCCUGUCGGCUGAGAGGAAGCGGCGCUCGCAGGAAGGAGAGUGUACUGACAGCACAUCGGAGCUCGCUCUGGCAACCCUGGCCGGCGAUGGACCUGCCUCCAGCGCCAUGGCUCUCCUAUCAGAUGAUCCUGGCCUUGUCAACCCUGCGUACGAGCCUGGCAUGGAGGACAACAGCCAAUCAGGAAGCACCACCAGCCUGACAACACGCAGCAACUCUAAGAAGAGUGAGUUCCGUAACUUCGACCGCUCGUCUGUGAGGAGUCGCUCGUUCCGACGUCUGAACAGAGCCUUCAGCGUGCUCAGGAGGACCAAGAGCGGCACGGCGGUGGUCCACGACAACACCGAGGAAAGCGACAACCUCCGAAAUGCCACCGUACCACAAGAGGUUUUCGCUCUGCCUCAGCUCCAUCAUCUCAUUCCUGACGGCGAGGUCACCACGGUGAAGAUCACGCGCUCUGACCCCUGUGAGCCGCUGGCCAUCACCAUCGUGGGGGGAAAUGAGACGCCUCUUGUGCGCAUCCUUAUCCAGGACAUCUACAGAGAAGGAGUGAUUGCUCGCGAUGGAAGACUUCUGCCUGGAGACAUGAUCCUCAAGGUGAACGGUAUCGACAUCACCAACGUACCGCACUGCUACGCCCUUGCGGCUCUGAAGCGUCCCUGCAUGCUGCUCAGGCUGACUGUGCUACGUGAACAGCGCCAUCGUUACCGCGCUCAUCACCACCACCACCACCAUCACCACCAUCAGGUGCCUCAACCAGGCGAGCUGCUGUAUCCGGGCUCCGGUGGCAACGUGAGGGACGACAGUCUGCACGUGGUACUGCUGAAAGGAUCGCCUGACGAGCAGCUGGGUAUCAAGCUUGUGCGCCGACCCGACGAGCACGGCGUCUUCAUCUUCCACCUGCUAGAAGGAGGUCUGGCCGCGCGGGACGGGCGUCUGCGUAUCGACGACCGCGUGCUUGCGAUCAAUGGACACGACUUGCGUUACGGUGCUCCUGAGCAUGCUGCACUGCUCAUACAGGCCAGUGUGGAGCGAGUUCACUUCAUCGUCUCGAGGCAGACUCACGUUCCUGCCCCGGAUAUAUUACAGGAGGCACCGUGGAACAUGGAGGGACCGCCGCCAUACUCCGCUGUGGAUGUGGAGCAGUCGUUGGUGGAUUCGUGCCAAAAGCCAGGGUGUUAUGAGAAGACGGUGACUCUGGUUAAAGAGACGAACGAGUCUCUGGGCAUGACUGUAGCAGGAGGAAUGAACAGCCGAGGCUGGGACCUGCCCGUCUACAUCACCAACAUCGACCCCAACGGCGUGGUGUCUCGUGAAGGCUCCAUCUGCAAAGGUGACAUCCUGCUGAACGUGAACGGUGUGGACCUGACCGGUGUGACUCGAGGCGAGGCGGUGGCUAACCUAAAGAACACCACGUCCCCGGUGGUGCUGCGUGUGCUGGAGAUGACACCUCCUGACACGAGCUCUGUGGACUGCAUGCCCCCUGCCGUGUCCUCGCCAUCCUCGCCUGGAGACGUCAAAAUGCCCCCUCCCAACGAGGAUUACUCCCCCAUCUGGGUGUCCUGGCUCCAACUGCCCAGGCACCUGUACAGCUGUAAGGACAUCGUGUUGCGUAGGAGCACGUCGGGGAGUUUGGGCUUCAGUAUCGUAGGAGGUCAAGAGGAGCUCAACUGCAAUCAGUCCUUCUUCAUCCGCUCCAUCGUGGAGGGAACGCCGGCGUACAACGACGGCAGGAUACGGUGUGGAGACAUCCUGCUGGAGGUGAAUGCGAAGAGCACAUGGGGAAUGACUCACACUGCUCUAGUGCGCCUGCUGAAGGAACUCAGGGGCCGUAUAACUCUCACCAUCGUCUCCUGGCCCGGCAGCCUGCUAUAGACACAUGUUGCUCAGAGGGAGGGACUUAUUAUUACAAUGACCCUAUGUCUGAGCUUGGAGCGUCACACAGACCCCGCCCACAAUGAACGGGCUUUUGGACAUGGACUUCCAUGGUAGGCAAGUCGUAUGAAAUGGACCGGCGCCGUAGAACAUGAGGCAAGGUGCUUUGGCUUCAUCCAGGAAUGUGGGACUGACAUGGACCUCAGAUGCUGAAGUCGGGACGUACAGACUCUCUUCACACGAGGACUAACCAGAGGUGUUGGCCAUUGGAACGAGAUCCUCCAGUUUGAAGGUGGUUCAGGUUUAACGCCCCAUCUAAUAGUCCUAUUGCCAUCAUUUCACUGGCUGCCUGUGCACUCGAUCGCUCGCACCUUCCCUGAUAUCAUCAUUAAGGCAAAGGAAACAGACUCGCUGUUUCUGAGGCCGCACAUACACGAGGCGCUGUCGAGAAAAAAAACGAAAGCACCUAGACGAGCCACGGUCAUCACCAUGGUGAUGAGGAUACGAGUGUGUGAUAAAAGUGUAUAUAAAUACUACUCUAUGGGCAAUGUGCAAAUAUAUUUCUUAAGUGUGUAGCAGAUUUGUGGUGCAAGAGAAAGGACUUCUGGGAUACAUGGCAGUUUGAGUUUGGGGUUGCCAGCGCUGUUAGUUUCUAUGUAAGAACACGCUUAUAAGUGGACGCACAUUUCUUUUCUGUUAAUGCGUGUGUCCUUUUUGGGUCCUGGGGGGUGGGGGGGACCAAUUCAAGUGUACUAUGGCGACUGUUUCUUUCACUCGUUUGUUUACUUCUCCCUGUUCCUUGGCCUUUUUGGAUAUCGACAUCGCGCUGUUUGCUCCGACGGUUGUUUGCUCUGCAUUUUCUCCAUCCAGUGAAGAAAGAAGGGUUUAUUUUGUCUUUGUCUGUAUGUUUGGUAUGUUCCAGAUGCCGUCGCUGUUCUAUCUUUGAUGAGUAUUAUAAAAAAAAUAAUUAUAAAUAAAUAAAUAAAUAAAUAAAUAAAAGAAUGACAUUGACAGAAGAAUAUAUGUUCGUAACGCUCUUUGAAAAGCAUUUUAUAUAUGUGUGUGUGUGUGUAUUUUAUAUAUAUAUUAUAUACACAUAUGAAAAUAUAAUUAUAAUUUUAUAUAUAUAUAUAUAUAUACACACACACACACACACUCCUGCUUCUAGUAAAUGAGAACUUGGCAGCCUUGCUGAUUUUGUGUUUUCAGAGAUAUGAGACAGAAAAGAUGACACGCACAUCCACAGAGAUAAUCUUUCAUGUCUACAGGUCAUGGUGGAAAGCCGUGCUCUUUCUGUCUCAUGUCUCAUGCUAUGGCUCGUGCAGCUUUCUGUAUCCGAUGAUACUUUUGGUUAAAUGAAAUAAAUAAAAUUAUUCUCUAAGGAAA
Messenger RNA from Tachysurus fulvidraco (yellow catfish), 4658 nucleotides. RefSeq names its product ligand of numb-protein X 1 (gene lnx1). The transcript has 11 exons. Gene Ontology annotation, cellular component: cytoplasm. Gene Ontology annotation, biological process: ubiquitin-dependent protein catabolic process. NCBI's taxonomy places the organism in Eukaryota, Metazoa, Chordata, Actinopteri, Siluriformes, Bagridae. Gene Ontology annotation, molecular function: protein binding; ubiquitin-protein transferase activity. The record is from RefSeq and is a predicted model, not a curated record. The coding region runs from base 366 to 3272 and encodes 968 amino acids.